Zophobas morio is the source of this 2091-nucleotide messenger RNA. RefSeq names its product zinc finger protein ubi-d4 A (gene d4). The record is from RefSeq and is a predicted model, not a curated record. Gene Ontology annotation, cellular component: MLL3/4 complex. Bases 113 to 1693 code for a protein of 526 amino acids. Gene Ontology annotation, molecular function: histone binding; histone H3K4 methyltransferase activity; transcription coactivator activity. Lineage: Eukaryota; Metazoa; Arthropoda; Insecta; Coleoptera; Tenebrionidae. The transcript is spliced from 8 exons. Gene Ontology annotation, biological process: positive regulation of transcription by RNA polymerase II.
AAGCUUUGGGCUGUGUUCUGUGUUGCCGAGUUGCUGUUGCUCCUUGUGCUGCGUCAGCGUUGUGUGUCUGUGGUCGUGGCGUUUGCGUGUGGAACUGUGGAGUCAAUCAAAAAUGGCUGCUGUUGUUAGUGCACCAAUUCCUCCCAUUAAUCAAACCAAUCUGGAAAAAGUAGAAAGCUUUUUAAAUGAUCCUUUGUAUAAAGAAAGCAUAGAAAGUUCCUUAAAUUACAAUACAAGAUUAUGUAUCGAAAGAAGAUUACGACUUCCGUUCAUAGACACUCAAACAGGCGUAGCACAAAACCAUUCUGCAUUAUUUAUGCACAAAAGACAGCGAAUUCCUGGAUUGGUUCCGGGACAAAUUUAUGCAUAUCCCAGACAAAGGUGGCGAAAGAAACGAAGACAGUACUUAAUCAUGAAUUCACGAGCAUUUGCUAGAGCUGCGGACUCAAUGUUGGAUGGUGAAGUUGAUAUGCAUAAUAUUUCGCAAAUUGAAAAUCCGGCUUUACAAGACACAGAUAGUAAAGAUAGUCAACUGUUAUUAAAGGACGAUGUUUCCAAGGAUUGGUAUUAUGAUGAUCAAGACAUGUUAGAAAUGGAUACGUAUGAUGAACCUGAUCCAGAUUCUGAUCUAGAUUAUGAAGAAACAUAUAGUAAAAGAAGUAAAAGGAAAAAGACUACAACCAGGGGUCGAGGAGGCACAGAUUCACCCAAUGCUCCAGGCAGAAAGAAAGGCAGUGGAAGAGGUAGAAAGAAGGCAGUUCACAGUUUUGAGCCAACGCCUGGCGAUCCAGAGAAACCAUUUGCUUGUGAACUGUGCGGAGCGCGUUACAAGACUCGGCCCGGGUUGACAUACCACUACAGCCAUUCACACAAAGAGGGCGCUAGUGAUGAAAACUCGCGCGACAGUAAUGCCCCCACCCCUUCCUCACAGCUUGGCGCAGCGCUGAUUCAGGCCCCGCACGGUCUCAACCCGCCCAUGAUGGGUGGGAUGUUGCCUGGGCCCGUCAUGUCUCAGCCACCCAUGCUGGGGGGGAUGGGGGAAGAGGCCCCUUCUGCCAUACCUCAAGGGCCCGCCAUCCAAGGACAUGUGUAUCAAGAUAGUUAUGUUUCCUUUUUGAACCAGACACCCGGUACACCGAGUCGCCGAGGCCGUCAACCAAACCCACCGCCUCCUAUACCUCCACAAAUCAUGCAACAACCACCAUCACAAUCGAACACACCUCCCACUCUCCCCCCAAAUCUUCCUGCUCAACCAUCUCCUCCUGUUGAUGAUCCUCCGAUGCCUGUUUUGCUUCCAGAAAAAAUCGAUCCUCCUCCAUCUACGUCAAUGGACUGUGGUAAAGAUAAAGCGGCACCUAGUCCGUAUUGUGACUUUUGCUUAGGCGAUUCAAGAGAAAACAAAAAAACCGGAGUAAUGGAGGAACUCGUUUCAUGUUCAGAUUGUGGCAGAUCAGGUCAUCCAACAUGUCUCCUGUUCACAGAAAACAUGAAAAUAUCAGUAAAAAAAUACAGUUGGCAGUGUAUUGAAUGUAAAUGUUGCUCAGUUUGUGGAAAUUCAGAUAACGAUGAUCAGUUGUUGUUUUGUGACGACUGUGAUCGUGGUUAUCAUAUGUACUGUCUAUCCCCGCCUUUGACUGAUCCGCCAGAGGGAUCGUGGUCCUGCAAACUAUGCAUCGAGCAAUUCCAUAAAUAAUAAUAUUACUAUUAAACAAAAUUUUUGAAGUUUUCCAUUUGUUUGAAGUGUAAAUGAAUAUAGAUUUAGUUUAAGUAUUUUUUUUAUAAUUAGUACUUAGAAUAAGAUUAAUAUGUGCACUAGGUACUUAAUAUGAUUAUUACAGUACUUAAAAUUUACUUUGGCCUACUCUAAAACUUUUUUAAUGCUAUGAGUCGUUUUAAGAGUUUGUUUUUACAGCUACCUCGACGAAUUAUAAUUUGUAAGUACCUAACUAAGUGACUAAUUUUUGCGAAGAUACUUUGUUUUUUAUACUUUACAUUAAACUGUGACAAUAUUUUUAACAAAUUAUAUAUUUUUUAUGUAUAAUUGCCCAUGUAAUUAUUUUCAUGGCAGAAAAAUAUAUGUAUAACAUUUUA